Lagopus leucura (white-tailed ptarmigan) is the source of this 926-nucleotide messenger RNA. It is a transcript of the gene MAIP1, whose product is annotated as matrix AAA peptidase interacting protein 1. Gene Ontology annotation, molecular function: ribosome binding. The transcript is spliced from 5 exons. Gene Ontology annotation, cellular component: mitochondrial inner membrane. The coding region runs from base 1 to 747 and encodes 248 amino acids. Lineage: Eukaryota; Metazoa; Chordata; Aves; Galliformes; Phasianidae. Gene Ontology annotation, biological process: inner mitochondrial membrane organization; protein insertion into mitochondrial inner membrane from matrix. The record is from RefSeq and is a predicted model, not a curated record.
AUGGCGCUGCGCGCUGCUCCCCGGCGCGCACGGUGGCUGGCGGGCGCGCUCCUGGCGCCAGGGGCGGCCCGCGCAGCCCCACGCGCAGCGCGCGUCCCGGCUCCGUCGCCGCCGUGCCCCCUCCCCGCGCUCCCCGCCGUGCGCUUCGCCAGCAGCGGGACGCAGGGGACCGAGGGAGAGGGGCCGCAGCGGCGGGUGGUGGUGGUGCGCAUCACCAACCCCCUGGCCUGGCUCCGUACCCGCUUCUACUACCUGCUCAUCCGCCUCUACUUCGACUCGGAGUUCAGCAUCGAAGAGUUCACGCGCGGCGCCAAGCAGGCCUUUUCCGUUGUUUCACAGCUGCUGUCUCAGCGAAAACUUGACCUGCUGGAUGGCCUGGUUUCAACAGAGGUACUUCAGAUGUUGAAGGAAAAGAUUUCUUCACUUUCUGAGAACCAUAGGGAUGCUUUAGCAGCUGACAUGGAUGCAAUCAUGUACACAACAGAAGGAGAUGUUCGCAUUUACUAUGAUGAUGAUGGAAGAAAGUUUGUUAGUAUCCUGAUGCGUUUCUGGUAUCUGAAUAGUGCUAACCUACCUGAUGAAGUACCAGGUGAAACCAAAGUCUUCCAGAUUAUGUUUGGAGAUGAAAGCACAAAGGAAAAAAGACAUAUUUUAACAGCAAACUAUGAGUUCCAAAGGGAAUUUACAGAAGGAGCAAAACCGGACUGGACAAUUACACGAAUUGAACAUCCAAAGCUAUUAGAAUAAAUGCCUUCUGCAGAAUCUUUGUUAUAAAUGUUCUGUUGUUACAAAUAUCAGACGUUUUGGUCUAUUUUUUUUCCCUCUUUUCCAAAAGGAGGGAAGAACUUUGUAUGUUUGAUUUACCCAAAAUUGUUUCUGAAGUUUACACUAUGCUGAAACUUUGCAAUAAAGCCUUUUCCACGGAA